CUUUGGGACAAAAGAUGGGAUCUGCUUAUGAAGAUGAUCUCCGACAGGCGCUGCUGCAGCCGGCGGCGGCAGCGUUGUUGUCGUCUCAGUCGUUGUGUUCGAACAAGCACGAAGGCAGCGACGAACUGGAGAGGAUUCUGUCGGACACAGAGAUGCCGGUGGUCCAGCGUUAUAGUCAAGCCACGUGGAUCGAGAUUAAGCUUCUGUUUUACUUGGCAGCGCCGGCGGUUUUUGUGUACAUGAUUAACUACGCCAUGUCGACGUCCACGCAGAUCUUUUCCGGCCACCUUGGCAACCUUGAGCUUGCCGCUUCCUCUCUUGGCAAUAAUGGAAUUCAAGUCUUCGCCUAUGGUCUCAUGUUGGGAAUGGGAAGCGCAGUGGAGACGCUAUGCGGGCAAGCAUACGGCGCCGAGAAAUACGACAUGCUAGGCAUAUAUUUACAGAGAUCAGCCAUAUUACUAACUCUAACAGGCGUAGUCUUAACCAUCCCUUACAUAUUCUGCAAGCCAAUCUUGCUCUUUCUGGGCGAAUCCAAGGAUAUAGCUUCAGCAUCCGAGACUUUCGUGUACGGCCUGGUGCCUCAAAUCUACGCCUACGCCUUAAACUUCCCCAUCCAGAAGUUUCUCCAGGCGCAGAGCAUAGUGUUUCCAAGCGCCUUCAUAUCGGCCGGGACGCUUGUGGUGCACGUGGUGUUGAGCUGGUUGGCGGCCUAUAAAAUGGGGCUGGGCUUGCUGGGAGUGUCGCUGGUGCUGAGCUUGUCGUGGUGGGUGAUCGUGGUGGGGCAAUUUGUUUACAUUGUGAAGAGCGGGAGUUGUAAGAAGACGUGGCGGGGGUUCAAUGUGCAGGCGUUUUCGGGGCUGUUUGGGUUCUUUAAGCUGUCGGCGGCGUCGGCGGUGAUGCUGUGCUUGGAGACUUGGUAUUUUCAGAUUCUGGUUUUGCUUGCUGGAUUGCUUGACAACCCUGAGCUCGCUCUUGACUCCCUCUCCAUUUGUAUGACCAUAUAUGGAUGGGUUUACAUGAUUUCAGUCGGCUUCAACGCUGCCGCCAGUGUGAGAGUAAGCAACGAACUGGGAAGUGGGAAUCCAAAAUCCGCAGCGUUUUCCGUGGCGGUGGUGGUUGCCAUCUCCACCAUUGUCUCCAUCUCUUGUGCCGUACUUGUACUGGCUCUUCGCAACGUCAUUAGCUACAUCUUCACUGAUGGCGCCGCCGUGGCCGCCGCCGUCUCCGACUUAUGCCCACUUCUCUCUCUCACCCUCCUCCUCAAUGGAAUCCAACCCGUCUUAACAGGUGUAGCGGUUGGAUGUGGGUGGCAAGCAUUCGUCGCCUAUGUAAACGUCGGCUGCUAUUACAUCGUCGGCGUGCCCUUGGGUGCCCUCCUCGGCUUCUAUUUCAAAUUUGGCGCCAAGGGCAUAUGGAUAGGGUUGAUGGGUGGAACUUUCAUGCAGACGGUAAUUUUGGUAUGGGUGACGUGGCGUACAGAUUGGAAUAAAGAGGUGGAAGAAGCAAUAAAAAGAUUAAACAAGUGGGAUGACAACAAGCAAAUUGUUGAGUAGCUUGAAGGACCAACUUUUUCAAAUAAAUAUAAGAAUGUUGCAUUGUUUUAGGGUUUCAAAUCUUUCCUCUUAAUAUAAAGAAUUUGGUGAUUAUGGUUAAAA
Messenger RNA from Cucurbita pepo subsp. pepo (vegetable marrow), 1655 nucleotides. Its product is annotated as protein DETOXIFICATION 40. Gene Ontology annotation, biological process: xenobiotic detoxification by transmembrane export across the plasma membrane. Lineage: Eukaryota; Viridiplantae; Streptophyta; Magnoliopsida; Cucurbitales; Cucurbitaceae. Gene Ontology annotation, molecular function: xenobiotic transmembrane transporter activity; antiporter activity. The record is from RefSeq and is a predicted model, not a curated record. Gene Ontology annotation, cellular component: membrane.